AACCGCCUCUUCCUCUCCACAACCUCCUCGUGCCCAUAGCCGCACACCCGUUCUAUACUCAUUGGAGUCUCCCAUACAGUUUCAGGACCCCCGUUUUCUCCGCCUCCUUCUGCCGUUUUCCCCUACUGAUUCGUUCAAGAAUUGAGGGCGUCCAGCGUUGAGUGUGUCCUUCGAUUGAGGUUCUCUCUUCUCUCGAUUCCCUUUUCGUGAUUUUGUUCCAUCAGUUGAGGGUUUACUGACUGCAAAUUUUGGGGUUUAGUUUUUGAAAUUUGUUGGGUUGCUGUGGUAUACUACUGUUCUUAGUCAGAAGAGGAACCCUAGAUUUUGGGGAGCUUUUGCCUGCUGCCAUACAGAUUUUAGGGUUUUGUUUUCGUGGUUGUUUACGGUAAUGGGUCGGGGUUAUAUUUUCAGAGCCGCCUCGUUUUGCUUUUGCUUGUUCAGGGGGAGCCUGGAAGCAGCCCUUCCCCGAUAUAGAAGCAGAAGGUCAUAAUUAACAUAUAUUUGGUUUUAGCCUUUUAGGUGAGAAGAUACUUCAUAGAAAGAAUCUUUGGUGGUAUUUAUUGGUAAGUAUAACAUACCAAAGUUCAAUUGAAUUGAUUGGAUUGAUUGAUUGAGGUUCAUCUUGACUGAAGAUUUUUGGUGACUUCAAAGUAGAUAGUGUAUAGACUGAACUAGCCAAGCCUAAUUACAUUUUGUACAGAACAGUUUUGAAGAAUUAGGGGCUUGGAAAUUUUGGUUUUAGAGAAGUAGUGACUUUUAAGGUGCAUCUUGAGGAGCAUUUGAAUUGGUUUUUGUGAGGAAAUAAAACAAUUUUGGCGGGACAGCUCGGAGCUGAGAAGUUUAACAGAAAGAAAAAUUUGGAAUUCUUUCUUUAUGAUCAUGUUCAGUAAUGGUUAUGGAAAGAAGUGAGCCUUCAUUAGUGCCGCAAUGGCUGAAGAGCAGUGGAAGUAUCAGUAGCAGUGGCAGUUCACACCAACAAUUAACAUCAUCUUUGUACUCUGACAAUCAUUCUACAGCAAGGCAUGCCAGAAAUAAGUCUUCAGUAAGUAGCAAUCAUGAUAUAGGUCGCUCAUCUGUUUCAGAUAGGUCUGCUUCAGCUUAUUUUCACCAAAGCUCUAGUAGUAACGGCACUACCUUCUCACGAUCUUAUAGUGGUUUCAGUAAAGGGAGACGUGAUAGGGAUUGGGAGAAAGAUAUUAAUGGUUACCAUGAUAAGGAACAGAACCUUGACUAUGCUGAUUCUUUGGAUGACAUGUUGCCAAGUUUUGAUAAAGAUCCAUUACGGCGUUCACAAUCUCUGAUAAAGGGGAAGCGGGGUGACACCUGGCCAAGGAAAGUAAGAAGUGACUCAAAUGCAGUCAACAAAAGUAACCAUACUAGUGGUAAUGCUCUUAAUGAAAUUAACGCAAUUGGUAACAAAUCUACGUUUGAACAUAAUUUUCCCUCUCUUGGGGCUGAAGAGAGACAAGUUGGGGCAGAGACAGGGAGAGUCUCAUCUCCUGGCUUGAGUACUGCUAUUCAGAGUUUGCCUGCAGGUACUUCUGCUUUGACUAGUGGUGAUGGCUGGACAUCAGCUUUAGCAGAGGUGCCAGUAAAUAUGGGAAGCAGUGGCCCUGGUGUUGCAGCAACUCAAACAGCCUCAGCGUCAAUUGUUCCAACCAAGACAACUGGCCUUAAUAUGGCUGAAACAGUAGCUCAGGGGCCUACUCGUGCUCAUACUCCCCCCCUGCUGAAUGUUGGAUCUCAAAGACUUGAGGAGUUGGCUAUUAAGCAAUCUAGACAGUUAAUUCCAAUGACACCAUCUGUGCCUAAAACCUUGGUGCUAAGUCCUUCCGAGAAAUCAAAAUCUAAGAUUGGACAGCACCAGUAUUCCUUGUUCUCUCACCAUAACUCACGUGGUGGAACUGCAAGAUCUGACAGUUUAAAGACACUUAAUGAAAGCAGGCUUCAGAUUCUCAAACCAUCACGAGAGUUGAAUGGUUUUCCUACAACUGCAAAGGAGACCUUGAGUCCUACUAAUGGAAGCAAAUUAGUAAAUAGCCCGGUUAGUGGUAAUCCAUCUUCUGCUGCUUCUGCUCCCUUUAGGAGUUCGAGCCACAGCUUUGGCCAUUCUAAUGCAGAGCGCAAUCCAACUUCUUUCCGUGUAACUAUUGAAAAGAGAACAACAGCCCAAGCCCAGAGUAGGAAUGAUUUCUUCAACCUUCUAAAGAAGAAAUCUUCUCAGAACUCCCCUUCUGCUGUCUCUGAUCCUGGUGGUGCUGUCUCACCAUCUUUCUCAGAGAAGUCAGUUGAAGUCACCACCGAAGAUGACAGCAGUACUGUUACUCUGCAUGAUGGCCAUGUGCCCCCUUCAUCAGAAAUCUCUGUUGUUGGAUUGCUGACUGUCAAUAGGUCUGAAAUCACCCAUGAUGGUGAUUCCUAUGGUGGUUCUUAUCUGUGCUCUAGCAAUGGAGAAGAGCAUCCAGCCCGCCGGGUGUUUCUUGGUGGGGAAGAGGAAGAAACUGCUUUUCUACGUUCCCUAGGUUGGGAUGAAAAUGCUGGUGAGGAUGAAGGUCUUACAGAAGAGGAGAUACGCGACUUCUAUGAGGAGUACAUGAAAUUGAGACCAUCUGCAAAACUUUCCCAAGGGAUGCUGCCAAAAUAACCAUUGAACACAUAAGAAAGGAGUAACGUGUUCCUUCAUUUGGAUCAACCACAUGUUGGAUUCAAACUCAGAAUCUUGACUCACCAAGUAUAUGCUAGUUCACUUCAAAACUUUCAGUUGAUUGCUGAUGUGAUUGCGUUUUCCCAUUUUGUUUCUUUGUUGAUAUUGGGUCGAUACCUAGAGCACUGAGUACUACAAGCAAAAUAGGAUGAAUUAUAUCUGUGGUUGCUGUUUGUUGGAAUGGAUUGGAAUAAGCUAGAACUGGUCCAGUCCUGAAGAAGACUUGCUAUGCAAUCUUCUAGGCUUUUUAACAUAGAUUUUCUGAGACAUAAAGGUUGAGAGGUGGGUAGCAGUAGCCUAGUUUUUGUCAUUGUCUACAAUGGAAGAAACUUUGGGGAACGAUAAGUAGAAGUUCCGGUUUCAAGAUUUUUUCGGGUUAGGGGCAUAAUCCAAACAAAAAGUUUAUGGUUUCAGUUAUUUGCAAAGGAAAAAGAAAGAGAAUUUAGUUUCGUGUGGCUGUUUCUUCUCCUUUUUCGUAUGGCUAUUGCCUUUAAUGUCUAUAUCUGGGAUUUAAACCAUUAAUUCUUUCACAACAAGACAACCAUAGGAUGGAAAUUGUGUAAGUUAUAUUUUUGAAUGCUAAUAUUGUAGUUAUAAUGUUACAUAAAGAUUAUAAACUUAU
Rubroshorea leprosula is the source of this 3326-nucleotide messenger RNA. Lineage: Eukaryota; Viridiplantae; Streptophyta; Magnoliopsida; Malvales; Dipterocarpaceae. The record is from the annotation of a GenBank genome assembly.